CGAGAGAGAAGUACGGUGUCCGCACCCUACCCCGGGACUGCCCUUGGGAGCUGGCCGGGCCGGGCCGGGCCGGACAGGGAGGCCACUCUAAUCCCAGCAAGAAGGAGGAGGAGCAGGAGUCGCUUCGGGAUUGGGAAUUCGGAUGGCGCAGAGAUGGGAAUCUCUUCCCUCGGGGGUUCGCGAUCCGCCCACCAGGGGGCGCUGCUCCUGGACCGUUCUUCUGCUCAGAGCCUCCCUGCUUUGCUUCUGGAUCCAGAGUGCCCCGGCCCACUUAACCAUCGUUCCCUGGCCACAACCCGUGGCCCAGGGUCAGGACGUGACACUGACAGUCCAGAGAGUCCUUUAUCGUCCCUUCUCCUGGCACCGUGGGACAGACACAUCACACCAAUCCAUGAUAUUCAGACAUUCCAGAGCCCAAAAUCUAAAAAUGGGCCCAGCUUACUCGGGUCGGGAAACGCUGAAGCCGGAUGGCUCCCUCAGGAUCAAAAACGUGACGCUGAGUGACACAGGCAGCUACACCUUGUCAUUGUCGACUUUUCCUUUUGGAACACUGGCCAAGGCAGAUAUCCAAGUCUUGGCACGGGUAUCCCGACCCAACCUCAUGGCCUCCAGCACCAACACCGUGGAGCUCCAGGACUCGGUGAUCUUUUGGUGCCUCCCUGGAGACCCAAGAGAAAGCGUGGUUUGGUUUGUGGACAACAAGGCCCUGAGGACCAGCGCCAGGCUGGAGUUGUCCCCCAGAAACAGAACUCUCACCCUGUACAACAUCACCCGUGGGGACAUCGGCACCUACCAGUGUGAAGCCCGGAAUCCGGUCAGCGCCCAGAGGAGUUACCCCCUGACCCUGACUGUCAACUAUCUCUCUCCGACCCACACUCCAUUCGGAGCGGCCAAAAACAGGAGUCGCAGCUUCGCCCUGGCCGGUGGAGCGCUGACCGCGGUGCUGGGAUAUUUCCUCGUCACCAGGAAAGGCCGAAGGCGGUCAGGGAAGCCCGUGGGAGAGCCUGGCCUGGGAGGAGGCAGCCCCCCAGCGCCCAAUCCCAAGAAGAUCGACGUUAACUAUCUAAACGUUCUGGAACCCAGUAGAUCUGCCCCAUGGACACAGAUCGCCCUGGAGAUACCCCCGGAGCCUGACCCCAACUAUCAGACCCUGAUCUCCAGAGACAUGUACGUCUACGACCAGAUCCGUCCACCUGCCUAAUAGAAGAGGCUCUGCCUGGUUCACAUUGGCCCAGGGUCUGCCCCCAGGGCCCCUAUAAGGUCUGAUGUUGCCUCUAGCAACACCCCCAGAUUGUUGUAGCCUCAAAACAGAAUGGGAAGUCUACAGGCUAUUCCAGCCAAAGGUGAAGCUUGUCCUGCCUGCCUCAAUGCUCUGUGUUCUCUUCUGGAAUAAUUUUGUGUUAAAAAGGGCCUGGCCUCCUCACUGUGGUCCCCUCCAUCUCCUCGCUCCUGAUAGGUGUGUUCCUCCACGAAUGGCAAACUUCUUGAGGGCAGGGAUCAUGUCUAUGAAUUCAACUGUACCCUCCCAUAUGUUCAGUCCAGUGCUCUGCACACUGUUGGCACUCAAUAAAUACCAGUGAUUGAU
This is a messenger RNA of Ornithorhynchus anatinus (platypus), 1585 nucleotides long. RefSeq names its product carcinoembryonic antigen-related cell adhesion molecule 7-like. Lineage: Eukaryota; Metazoa; Chordata; Mammalia; Monotremata; Ornithorhynchidae. The transcript has 8 exons. The coding region runs from base 143 to 1201 and encodes 352 amino acids. The record is from RefSeq and is a predicted model, not a curated record.